AUGAUAGGGGCACCUGCUUAUAUUGAAUGUAGUUCAAAAACACAGCUGAAUGUGAAAGGAGUUUUUGAUGCUGCAAUUAAGGUUGUGCUCCAGCCGCCGAAGCAGAAGAAAAAGAAGGGAAGGGCUCAAAGGGCCUGCUCUAUAUUUUCUUAUGAAUGUCGAAGCAAACAUGGUGCAAUUCCAUUUGUUACAAAGUACGUGAGCUCUGUUUUUGGCUAUUCUGUGCUGAGCAAUGGUAUUCUUGUUUCAGUUGAUGGUUGUGCUGACCGUAAAAAUACAAAAGAUUCACUGCUUAACUGGUAA
Molecule: messenger RNA, 303 nt
Organism: Fraxinus pennsylvanica
Lineage: Eukaryota; Viridiplantae; Streptophyta; Magnoliopsida; Lamiales; Oleaceae
Source: the annotation of a GenBank genome assembly